AUGAAAAGGGCGCGGCGCCUGCGUCUGUUGACCGUCGGAGAUGGCGACCUGUCAUUCUCACUGGCCUUGCAGCGCUGCUUUGGCGACGGCGUGGCCGUGGCGGCCAGCACUUACCUGUCGCGCGACGAGCUCUCGCGGCGGUACAGGUCCACCCACCGAGCGCUGCGAGAGCUCGCGGACGCUGGCGCGGAGGUCCUCCAUGGAGUGGACGCGUGCCGGCUGGAGGAGCAGCUCGAAGGCUUGGUCAGCGAGCCCGAUGUGGUUCUGUUCAGCUCGAACAGCGAGCAUGCUCGUCAGCACUGCGCCCUGCUUGCGCACUUCCUCGCCGCGGCGCGCAAGGUCCUGCCGCUGGGCGGCCAGGUGCACGUGACGCUGUGCGGCGAGCAGCCGCGGACAUGGCGCUUGGAGGAGGCCGCUGGGCGCGCGGGGCUUACUCUCUUGCAGAGCCGCGAGCCCCAGAGCAUCGAUGCCUUCCUGGCGGGGGACCUGCCGCAGCGGCUGCCAGCGCCCGCGCCGGCGAGACCCGGCCACGGGGCGAGGCGCAAGUGGCGGAGCGGUGCUCUGGGGUGCGCACACUGGGCGUCGCCCUACGGCUACGAGUUCCGCAGGCACGAGGGCGAGUGCAGCAUGAGCGUCGGGCGCAGCCUGGCGUUCGCCUUCGUGGCCGCGGCGCCGCCCGCGAGCGUCCAGCGGCCGCCUGGGCGGGACGGCGCCUGGUGCCCCACGUGCCUGCAGAGCUUCAGCAGCGAGGCGGCGUUGGCGCGGCACCUGCUGGCCCCCGCCACGCCCCUCGAGCUCGCCGCCGCGCGGCGCGCCUGCGUUCACUGCGGGCGCGCCUUCCUCUCGGCGCGGGCCCUGCGGCAGCACGCGGAGGCGGCGGCCUGCGGGCACGGGGCCGCCUGCGCGAGGCGGACCGUGAGUCACGCGGAGGCGGCAGUCGGGCAGGAGCAUGCGGGGGCCCGCUUGGUCGCGUUCGCCCGGGCUGCCUUCCCGGAGGCCCUGCCGUCCAAGCCGGCCGCGCGCCGGGCCAUCGCCGCCGGCGAGGUGCUCCUCAACGGCGAGGCGGUGGAGGAGACGCGCAUCCUGCGCGCCGGGGACGUCGUUGCGCUGCGGCGGGGCCCUGCGGGGCGCCUGCCGGAGGCUGCGGCUGGAGCCGCGGCGCGCGUUCGGCUGGUGGCCGGCGCGAGCGGGGCGGGCGGCCCGUGCUCCGAGGGCGCGGCGGUGGUGUGGAAGCCCGCGGGCAUGCGCAGCCUCGGGCACCACCCCACCACGCUGCAGUCCGCGCUCGCGCUGCUGCUGCCCGCAGCCGAUGGCCCGCUGCCCCUCACCGGCUCGAGAUCGGGUGCGCGGGGCUCUCGCUGGUCGGGGCGAGCCCCGAGGCCCGCCAGCGGCUCGAGCGGGCGGUGCUGGACGGCCGCGUGGUCCACACGUUUCGGGCGGAGGUGCACGGGCGCGCGGGCGCGCCCGGAGAGCGGCGGGCGCUGCAGCUGCCAAAGAAGUCUCCCCAGGACCGACCAUACGCGCGGAGGCGGGGCGCGGCAUCGAGGGCGGCUGCACCGGCAGAGGCAGAAGACGCGCAGGACGGCGGAGGCGCGAGCGCAGGCGGCGGACGCGACGCCACCGGGGGCAUGCAGCCCCCGCCGGCGGAGGAGGAGCUCGGAGAGGCGCCCCGCUGGCUGCAAGACCAGAGUCGAGCAGAUCGGCACGACCGAAGAGGAAAGGAUUGGGACGAAGACCGACAGCAGUCGCUGUCCAUUCUGAGCUGGGUUCGUUGUCGGUGUCGCCGUGGGCAG
Molecule: messenger RNA, 1793 nt
Organism: Prorocentrum cordatum
Lineage: Eukaryota; Dinophyceae; Prorocentrales; Prorocentraceae
Source: the annotation of a GenBank genome assembly